Molecule: messenger RNA, 1951 nt
Organism: Cynara cardunculus var. scolymus (artichoke)
Lineage: Eukaryota; Viridiplantae; Streptophyta; Magnoliopsida; Asterales; Asteraceae
Product: actin-related protein 8-like
Exons: 13
Coding region: 416-1747 (443 amino acids)
Molecular function (GO): protein binding
Source: RefSeq, a predicted model, not a curated record
UGUAGGCCAUCUUCGGCAACCAUUCGGUGCCGUCUCCGACGUCCCUGCCGCCCUCCAUCUCCAUUCCCCAACCUUAGCCCUUACCUUAUUAUCAAUUUCCAGACAGAUAAAAUAGACCCCUCUUCUUACUCAUGGCACCAUAGUUUACGAUUUGACUAGAGUUCCAAAAACAUUCGUCCCUGUAGGUUCUCAUCCCUAGUUUUCGAAACCCAUCACUGUCGUCAUUUGGUUCCUAGACGCAAGGAUGAUUUCGUCUAUGGUUAUCUGAUUUAUGGCCAAAGUUGGAGCUUCGAGUGAAAGGGAUACGCUCGAUAAAUUGAAGAUUAAAUGUCAUCAGAAAAAGUUAAAGUACAAACGUGGCGUCGACGAUUCUGGAUGCCGUCAAACCUAGCCGGAGAAGCGGUAGUCGAUUCCGAUGUCGCAACUGUUGAAGAGGGUUCGAGAAUGGGUUUUCAAUGGUUGGAUUACGAGUGGUUCUACUUCCGAUCAAACUAUCGUCUGUUCGUCAUCCACUGGGGAAGUUCACCGGUUGCCUCUUGAUAUAUUCAUGCAAAUACUCAAGCUUCUCGGACCGAAAGAUGCGGCUAGGUUAGCCGCCGUUUGCAAAUCUUGGAAACUAAUGGUCUACGAUAACACAUUAUGGCUAUACUUUCUCAAGAACCAGGAGGAUGGGGUUUCCAUUUUCUUUGCCGAAACUAAACUACGAUAUUUUCCUCUUCGACAAUAUCAUCGUCGGAUGCUAUCAUUUAUGCAUAUAUAUGGUGAACGAGCACAAGCCACCGGAGCUAUUAUUAUUGAUGUUGGUGCUGGUUAUUGCAAAAUUGGUUCGAGCAAGUAUGAUUCUCCAUCUCUUCGGUUGAGAACAUGGGAAUUUGGUAACCCUAGGUCUCCACUGACCGCUAGAGUUCAUCAUUUUUGCGAGACAGUUUAUCGCAGGAUGCAUGUGAAACCAUCUAUGCAGCCGGUUAUACUCACAACCCCAAUCGGCUUUUAUCCUGGUCCUGGUACUGAAGCAGCUUCUAGUCAGCAACUUAGAGAUGCCGUGUUUUCAGCAUUGAUUAGAAUAAGGGUUCCUUCUGUUUGUACAGUCAACCAGGAAACUUUAGCUUUAUUUGCAUCAAGAAGAACAUCGGGAAUUCUUGUCAAUAUUGGUUAUCAUAAAACACAAGUUUUUCCAAUUUUGCAUGGUUACACAAGGCAUGAAGUGGUAUCUGUGAGAGUUGGAGGUUCAGAUCUUACUAGAUACCUUUGGAGGCAACUGCUGCAGAGAAAUGUAUAUGUUCCUUCAUUAAAAUCUGUGAGCUCGUUGAAAGAGAACCUUUGUUAUGUUGCUUUGGACUACGAAGCUGAAUUACAGAAGGAUACAGAAGCAUCAUACCAGGUUGGUUCCGAGGGUUGGUAUACUCUUAAACAAGAGCGUUUCCAAACUGGGGAGGUUCUAUUUCUGCCACAUAUUGCAGGAAGGCGUUUUAUGGGUCUGCAUCAGGCCGUGGGACACUGCAUUGAAUGUCAAGCCAAAAGGAGCACCGGUGAUCAUAAUUGGUACAAGACCAUUGUAUUGGCUGGGGGAACUGCACGACUACCAGGAUUAGCAGAAAGAUUAGAUAAGGAACUACAUGAUCUUCUACCUCCCAACAUAUCCCAUGGGAUCCGUGUUAUUCAGUCCCCGUAUGGUGCAGAUGCUGCAUGGCAUGGGGCAAAAAUGUUCGGCAAUUUGAGCUCCUUUCGAACCUCAUGGUGCUUGUAAUGAUCUUCUGGAGGGUUGUAUCGAUAGAUAGUACUUCCAAGAUCCCUAGAAAGUUCAUGGCUUCAAAAUUUCUUUUUUGGAUUCUAGAAUCUACAUCUUGAAUCGGAUUAGAUUUCAAGUUCUUCGUUUGACACAGUAACUAUUUAUACUUUUUUACAGAGUUCUUUUGAACUCAUUUUUCUCUCGGUACGGCUUUUUUACAUA